Paramuricea clavata is the source of this 1319-nucleotide messenger RNA. The record is from the annotation of a GenBank genome assembly. NCBI's taxonomy places the organism in Eukaryota, Metazoa, Cnidaria, Anthozoa, Malacalcyonacea, Plexauridae.
AAAGUAACACAGAAAUUCCAUGGAAGCAAUGGUCGGUAAAGCAUAGGUCUAGACUCUCAAAACUUGCUGAAAUUUUGAAAACCAAACCAUCAAAAGCAAAGAGAUUUGGAGUAUACCACGUGUGCUUGCAUGAACAAUUUUGCAUCGGGGAAGGAGGUGAAGGAAGUGUUUAUGUCGGGUUAUCGGAUGAUGGCUAUGAAGUUGCCGUAAAGCACUUGAAUCUUACAAAAGGUCAGGAAUAUAAUGACAAUGAGGAAAAAAUCUUGAAUUCUCCAAACGUGCGAAAGGAAAAACACAUUGUCAACUAUCGCUACCACAAAAAAAUUAAUUCUAAAGAACAUUUCGUAGUUUUGGAUUUACAUGAAAAGAGCUUGCGAGAUUAUGUUCUUGAUGAGACAAAGCCUGUCGAACAGUUAAGAAAGGACGGUCCAAGUAUAACACGUCAAAUACUUUGUGGUGUCAAAGCACUUCAUUGUGGUAAUCCGGAAAUACUCCAUCGGGAUUUGAAACCACAGAAUGUACUUGUGAACCUAGAAGGUGAGAUGUUGCUUGCUGAUUUCGGAAUUAGUCGAACGCUACCACCAAACGAAACCACGCACAAGAGCGGCGUAAGGGGAACUGAAGGAUGGAUGGCAGCGGAAUCACUUCCGACAGAAGAUGAUGACACUGAUUGCUUAUCUAAUACCGAUAUCCAAGUUCGUUAUAUGAAACAAUCUGACAUUCAAGUUGUUGGAAUGCUAUGUUACUAUAUCUUGACCAAAGGAAAACACCCAUACGGUCAACAAUAUCGAAAUUACCAUAUCUCAAAAGGAGAAUUCGAUUUGAAGGAUUUAAGUGAUCCUUGUGCAAGAGAUCUUAUUAUAUGGAUGCUCCAACAUGAUCCUUCCGAACGACCUAACGUCAACCAAUGUCUGAAACAUCCAUACCUUCGAACGGCAGAAGAAAAUUUUAAUUUAGUCAAAAGUGUUGGUAACGAGAGAGAAAUUAAAACCGGGGAUGCGACAUCAAUUGUUGUUCAAGAAUUAAAUAAGUUGCCAGUUUUUACCAACUGGUUAUCAAUGAUUGAAGCUUGUGUGAUGAAUUAUAUGACUGCACGUCGAUCUCCGUAUACAAACGACGCGGCAGAUCUUUUGAGGUUCAUUCGAAACACAGCAGUCCACUGGCACGACAAGACACCACCUGCAAAUGUCCAGAGCACCGUCGUUACACCACAAGAAUAUUUCGAAAGGAAAUUUCCAACCCUUGCUGUUGAACUGCAUCGAAUCAUCAGAGGAAAUUUUGACUGGGCAACGAGGGAAGAUCUUAUAGAAUAUUUUUAA